CUGCGACGGAGGCGGAUUCGUAGGCCUCGUGGACGCACACUUCGGCUGGUGAAACCCCGCGCCGGCGUCGCCCCUGCACCCACCGCCACCUCCCCGCCGGUGUUCUCCACCUGACAGUGAAGAGCACCUCAAUCACAUCUAAGAGAGCACACAGGAAUAUGAUCUGAACAAAUGAGAUGGGCAGAUCAAAAUUUGUCCAUCGGCUUGAGUUUUACACCAACCUUCCAUCCGUUACUUCAAGAACUAUACUGAAGAAGGCCUACAAAGCUAGAAUGGCAAAGCUUGACAAAGACAAUGCUGCAGAUGAUGACAUCCAGGUAAUCAGCAAUCCAAAUGAUGCCAGCAAAAAGGAAGAAAGCCCUCCAAAUGAUGCCAGCAUAAAGGAAAUCAGCCCUCCAAGACCAAUUGGCAGUCAAAAGCGGAAACGCGGGCGUCCAAGGAAGAUUGAAACUCUUAAACCUACUAAUCCUGUAAAGGAUCAAUAUAAAUUAACCACAGAUGCUGUCACUGGGCUUGUGGAGGGAAGAGCACGCAGGAAAUCAAAUCCUGGGCCCCAACAGGUGAGCCCAUACAAGGAACUAUGAAACUCACAGGGAGUGGCUGUCAAGGGUAGUUUCAGAUGAGCUGCUCUUAUAGCAUGUGACAAUUUAGACACAGUCAUGUUCUUCAAUCUAUGCCUAUACUUAAGUUCUGCCAUUUUGUCAUAUUGCAGGUAAACUUUGUAAUUUUAAGUUCGAACCGAUCUGGAGAGUUGUUACAUUUUAAUGUAAGCCAUUUGUUUGGCUUGACUAUUCUACAUGACUACUCAAUGCUGCAGUGUU
Messenger RNA from Lolium perenne, 821 nucleotides. Lineage: Eukaryota; Viridiplantae; Streptophyta; Magnoliopsida; Poales; Poaceae. The record is from RefSeq and is a predicted model, not a curated record.